UCUUUUAGUAAUUUGGUCUGCUCCCGUUUAGUUUUAAAAUGUCAUACAAUGCUACGUCGAGCUGGUAUAACAACCACGCUUCCAAGAAAUCGAAUUAUGUUCCGCGUCCUGUCGUUGCUGCGCCACAAAAAUCUCAAAUUCCCGGCCUGGGGUACGACUCAAAUUUAUCAACAACAGCAUGGAGUAGCAGUGCGAAUAAAUCGACGAGGCAGCAGCAGCAGCAGCCUUUUGAGGACGACCCUCCUCCAGCACGCAGGCAGUGGAUGCAAGAGAAUGAUCUGGAUCUCUACCAAGAUAAUUUGGACUUCAAUGGUAGGGGCUACAAAGAAAAUUUUGUUGAAGAUGGCGGCCCAUCAAACAAUUAUGAUGACGAAGAAUAUGAAAAUUAUCGAAAUGUUAAUAACUCUGUGAAUGUCAAUGAAAAUUUAAGAAGGGAUGAACAGUAUGCUCUUUACAAUAAAAAUAUUAACAAUAGUGAAGAAAAUUAUAUUGAGCAGUACAGCAAAGAUUCACAUAUGCAACAGCCAGAGUUCUACAAUUCAGAAAGACCAACUUGGUUAAAUGACGAAGGUGAAAAUAGUUACUCAUGUGCUGAUCAGACUGGUGGCAAACCCACUACUGAACAAAAAACUUCAAAAUACAUUGACAACUUUCAACAAAAUCAAACUCCUACAUUUGAUAAGACAGCAAGCAGUCAACAGUUACACAAGAAAUUUUUAUCCAAUCCUUUACUGGCUUCUAAGUCACCAUUUGCUAUGGAGUAUGAGCACAAGGAUGGUCUCAUGUCUGAAAACAACAGGGCUUUUGGUAUUCGCCUCUCUUUCUUCAUUCUCAAUUCUGAUCGAAUUUUAUAUUCUCUUACAUCUAUAAAGAAGCUUGAUUCAGACUUCAAAUCAAACAUGGCCAUCAAUAACUCAGAUUACUACAAAAACAGAUUGAAGAGUCAGAAGGAGCAGAGGUCAGACAUGUCAACGCUCUUGUCAUUCGGGUACGCCAAGGAAAAGACGAAUCCCUCAAUAGCACAGGACAAAAAUUCAAUGCAAGGAAUCAUGAAAGGAACUUUUCCAUCUGAUAACAGAAAGAUGGGAAGUCGUGAGAACAGCUUUUCGGUUCGUUUCUCCGAAUCAACAAAAGGUGAAAAUGCUGAUUUUGGUGCUGGAGAUAAUAGAAAGCCAUUAUGGUGUGAACAAGAUGAUGACAAUUUGGGUGUAACGGUGAACAGCCAUACUAACAACACUAACCUAAACAACAAUAACUAUGGAAAUGAAAGAUACUACAACAACAGUUACCUUAACAGCAGACAGAAAAAAUCUUUGUUUAAUGAGAGCACAGACACAAUCACUGGUGAAACCAAACCCGACUUUUUUAGACUGGGUUCUUCAUCAAGCAACAGCAAUCUCUCACUAGAAUCCGCAAAGAAAAAUUCAUCACAGACUUCAAUAAAAAGUGGCAACGAUUCUGAGCUUGCUACGACGCUGAAUGACGUUCACCAAACCAACCAUACUUCCAAUCUGCCUAACUCAAACUCUUCAAACGAUUCUGAUCCUAACCCACCAAAAAAUUCCAUCAUCGCUGACAAUGCCAGUAGUAACGGAGAUUCUGACAUUAAGGAGAAGUUUAUUGAUAUCAAAGCUACUCAAAUGUCCAAAUGCAGAUUUCCUAAACUGAAGCCAGUUGAUCUUGGAAAGCCUGACUUUUUUAAUAUGGCGAGAUCAUACAACAGCAGUAACAUUGGUUGCCGUGAUGGUUUAAACGAAGGCACCCUAAACAGACAGAGAUCAAAUUUAAGUAGUCCAACAGUUCCGUCGGCAAACUUCAGACGUCGCAAGGUAGAUAUCAACUCUUCAAUACUGCCCACACCUAUGAAACCACAAGCCAGACGUUAAACACUUGCAAGAAAAAGGGUUUAAUUUUUCAAUGUUAAUUCAAUGAAAAUUGUUUGCCAUAUUUGUAUCAAAUAUGCCCCUUGCUUUAUUUGUCUACUGCCAGUUUCAUGGGUAUGGCAGUUAUUGAUUUACACUUUUGAGCUAUUUUAAAACUUGAAAGUUUGCAAUAAUUAUGUUGCCUUGACUCAAACUGUAUUUUCAUUAAGUUUUUUAAUCAGUAUCAAUUUUAGACAUCUGAUUCGCAUGUUUAAUUAUAUUAUUCACUAUCUUGAAUUCACUCUUGUUUUUCACUAGUAAGAAAUAA
Helobdella robusta is the source of this 2190-nucleotide messenger RNA. RefSeq lists its product as hypothetical. The transcript is spliced from 9 exons. NCBI's taxonomy places the organism in Eukaryota, Metazoa, Annelida, Clitellata, Rhynchobdellida, Glossiphoniidae. The record is from RefSeq and is a predicted model, not a curated record. Bases 39 to 1886 code for a protein of 615 amino acids.